Molecule: messenger RNA, 1545 nt
Organism: Alternaria arborescens
Lineage: Eukaryota; Fungi; Ascomycota; Dothideomycetes; Pleosporales; Pleosporaceae
Exons: 1
Coding region: 1-1545 (514 amino acids)
Source: RefSeq, a predicted model, not a curated record
AUGUCAAAUACGCAACCGGAACAGCAACAAUACACAACCAACUACGAUAUGUCUCAACACACUCAGGAUCCAAGCCGUCUUGCGAAGGUUCACCACCUAAAUCUAGACACUUUCUUCAACACUGUCUAUCUGGAGGAGAGUGAUCUUGGGGUAGAAAAUGGGCUCCUGGGUAAAGACGAUCUCGAUAUGCUAGUUGCAACUGUACACGUGCAGGAUGCCAUACUGAAUGGCUUUGAUCCCAACAACGUAGACUACGAGAACAUCAACGCUGACAUCUCAUACUCUGCAGACCUAAAGUAUGUACUCGAAGACCGAGAUAUCAUGGCGCAACAGCAACAGCCACAUUCUCAGCAAAAGCAUGAUUCACAUAACCAAGCACAGUUUACGUAUACGAAUCGCAUAGUUGAUGCCCGGUCGCAAGAUUCUUGUUCCGCUGAUACCGGUAGAAUCUCCCAACUUGGUCAACAGUGGCCUCCAGGGUCUCACCCGCCACCAAUACCCCUGGGCGUCUUACAGCGAUCUUAUGCGUCACUACAGCCCGUGCAGCUGUCUCAUGCUCAGGCACAAACACUGUGGUUGCAGCACGAUUCAGUGCCACAUGGCCGACACAUGCAGGAUAUAAACCAACAGCAGUGCGCCGCACAUCAAUACACAACGUCGCUGUUAUCAGAGACAGCUUCCACAGAACCACUGGGUGGGCUUUACUAUCCUAGUCCAGGAACUUAUUCAGCACUCCCAUCGUCCGUAAUGGCUACCGAAAUGAAAGCUUCUAAGAAGUCGAGUGGCGAUUGGACGCAGAAGGAGCCAGCUGCAACACGAAAAGCGCAAUCUCCUGCGCAAGCACAAGUAUCAGCACAAACGACUCAACCAGUCGCCGCAGCUGUACCGUCAGCCAUAGGAUUCAAAGGUUUUGCGGAGGCUAAGCAAGCGGCAGUCACCCGCGUGAUUCUCCACAACUACACUCCCCCAGUCAACGACUCUAGCUUACCCAAGGAUGAUGAUGAUGCAACCCGCAAGGUCUACAUUCGUCAGAUGUACGACGCCUACGUCGACAUAACCCAAUGCAUCGACCGCGCCACCGUUGCCAACUUCAAUUCGCACUUCUUCACUCUCUCAUCUGAUCCGCCUACGUCCCCUAUCACAUCUGUCAUGAUCUCUACCAUCUGUUGGCAUCUACUCACCAUCGCUAUCGAUCUUCAUACUCGCGGUCCUGUGUCUCUCAACAUCUAUGACCCAGCAAAGCUCAAGAACGUGUACACGUACCGGAACUUGACGUUCAAAGCGCGUAUCGACGCGGUGUGUGAACUGUUGAAGCUGAGCAAGGCUAGAUGUGCGAGUCUACUCAAACUUGAUGGUUUGGAGAUGGUCGUUGCGAAUGCGCCAAUGUUGUGUAGACAAACGAAGACCAAUCAUUCUUCGAAUGGCCAUAGACAAGGUUACCUGGCUACUGGGAAUGAUGCUGUCGCUGGCAAGAAGAGAGAUGCUUCGGAGAUGGACAGCGACGAAGCAGAGAAGACUGAUGCUCGCGAGUCGGACGGGUAUUAG